Messenger RNA from Megalops cyprinoides (Indo-Pacific tarpon), 334 nucleotides. It is a transcript of the gene rbx1, whose product is annotated as ring-box 1, E3 ubiquitin protein ligase. The record is from RefSeq and is a predicted model, not a curated record. Bases 7 to 333 code for a protein of 108 amino acids. The transcript has 5 exons. Lineage: Eukaryota; Metazoa; Chordata; Actinopteri; Elopiformes; Megalopidae. Gene Ontology annotation, cellular component: cullin-RING ubiquitin ligase complex; nucleus. Gene Ontology annotation, molecular function: cullin family protein binding; zinc ion binding; ubiquitin protein ligase activity. Gene Ontology annotation, biological process: ubiquitin-dependent protein catabolic process; protein ubiquitination.
GACAAGAUGGCGGCGGCAAUGGAUGUGGAUACCCCAAGCGGCACAAACAGUGGAGCAAGCAAGAAACGCUUUGAAGUCAAGAAGUGGAAUGCUGUCGCUCUCUGGGCCUGGGACAUCGUUGUAGACAAUUGUGCCAUUUGCCGGAACCACAUCAUGGAUCUCUGUAUCGAGUGUCAAGCCAAUCAGGCCUCAGCUACAUCAGAAGAGUGCACUGUGGCUUGGGGAGUUUGCAACCAUGCUUUCCAUUUCCACUGUAUCUCCCGUUGGCUGAAGACCAGACAGGUGUGCCCUCUAGACAACAGGGAGUGGGAGUUCCAGAAGUACGGACACUAAU